Messenger RNA from Magallana angulata, 3462 nucleotides. Its product is annotated as contactin-3-like. The record is from RefSeq and is a predicted model, not a curated record. The transcript has 21 exons. Gene Ontology annotation, molecular function: protein binding. The coding region runs from base 1 to 3453 and encodes 1150 amino acids. Lineage: Eukaryota; Metazoa; Mollusca; Bivalvia; Ostreida; Ostreidae. Gene Ontology annotation, biological process: cell-cell adhesion.
AUGUACAGGUAUCGCUGGUUCACAAGUGGAGUUGUGUACGACAUGGCGAACUAUGACGUCAGAUGGGAGGGGGACGGGACCAAAGAGUAUCUGGGUCACUCCUUGUGGGUCAAUGAGGACGAAAUGAAUAAACCCGGGAGACAAGUUGUGUAUACUUAUGGAGUGUAUGCGUAUCUUUUGGGGAGGGACACGUCAUCAGCCAUGAACCCGUUUAUUUGUGAGAUCAGUCAGGAGGAAUCCUACAAGGUUGUACAAGACGAGAGGGAUUACACGUAUGGCUUUAACACAACUGAUUCCGAAAAAGUUCCACAAGGACCAAGAUUCCUGAUACAGCCUCGCAGCAUUGUGGUGGUUGGCAAAGCUAUUGCAGCAACCUUUGAGUGCGUAGCUUACGGUAAUCCUCAACCGGAUUACAGAAUCACCAAAAUAGCCAACAAUGGCAGUGUGUAUGACGUCAGUUCCGCCACCGAUUACCGGUACACUUUGACCAAUGGAAAGCUCUCUAUUCAGAGCCCGGAUGAGAUCUAUGAUGCCGGGACGUACUACUGUACCGCGGAGAAUCAGAUUGGGACGGUGAGGAGUGACUACCUGUCCAUGAGAUUCGGCAGCCUUGGAGAAUUUAGCAAUGUUGACCGAGCACCAGUGACAGCAUACGCCUUCCAGUUUGCCGUCAUAGACUGUCUUCCCCCAACAUAUACACCAGCUGUAUCCUACCAGUGGUACAAAGAUGACAAACAGUUUGUUCGACCAGAUCUUCAUUCCUACAUCUUUAUCUCCCGCAAUGGGAAGCUGUACUUCAGCGAGGUGUCGACCGCGGACCGAGGAAACUACCGGUGUAUUGUGAAACUGACGUCUAACAAUGGUGCCGCUAUAGGGACUGACCAGCCCCCGAGUAGGACUAGCCUACCCACGUUACUGGACGUACAAAACGCAGUUGCCACUGUUUGGGGUCCAGAAAUUUCGAAUGAGUUCAUCUCAGUACACCCAAGGACACCUCAAAAAGGACAAAGGGUUUAUUUGGAAUGUCUUGCCUUUGGAACUAUGCCAAUAACGUAUUCUUGGUCUCGCCACGGCCUUCCAAUGUCACCAAGAGCGAGUUUUACGGACCACAACCGUGUGUUGAUCAUUGAGGAUGUCCGAAUAGAAGAUGGCGGGACCUAUAUAUGUCACGCAUCAAGAUACACAACAGCCAGGACGCAGAAAAACGUCACUUUGUUUAUAGAAACAAAGCCUUAUUUUAGUUACCCUUUGAAAAGUCAACAUGUGGACAUAGGAAGCAAGCUAACUUGGAGAUGCGAAGCUACGGCUAUGCCGGAACCGGUAUAUGAAUGGUAUAAAGACGGAGUCCGGCUGGUCAUCAUUCCGGGGAAAAUAAGCAUUGUCAGAAAUGUUUUGACGAUACAGAACCUAGAAAUCAGUGACAAUGGAAUGUAUCAAUGUUCAGCAGAAAACAUUUAUGGAAAGUCAUUUACGGAGGGUCAACUAAGGGUGCUAGCUUUCCCCCCAUCGUUCGUCAAAGAGCCCCUGAUUGACGUCAUGUUUGGUGUCGUUGGCGGGAAUAUCACAUAUCCGUGUAAUCCGGAAGCUGCACCUACGCCCACUUACACCUGGCUGAAGAACAAUAUGGAGCUAAAUUUGAACCCCGGGGACACCACCUCCCGUAUCAGGAUGCUGCAGAACGGGAACCUGCUUAUUCUGAACAUCAAUCCCGGAGACGUGGCGUACUAUACGUGUAGGACAGAGAACCAGUUUGGAAGGUCCAGUAGUACAGGACAGCUGCAAAUAGCAGAUAAAGUGGUAAUAGGUCUACCACCAGUAAACGUCCAAGUGAAGGUGAACCAGACUGCCUUCUUAAGAUGCCAGGCUUCGUACAACAGCCUCCAAGACGUCAUCUACACCUGGCUCUUCAAUGACGAAAUCAUCGACAUCAAUAAAAACGUGUACUACAAACAGGGUGUAUCGCAGUCCCUAACAGGGCUUUUCGUCACAGCUGCCCAAUUUAAACACAGUGGAAAAUACACGUGCAGAGCACAGACAACGAAGGAACACACAGAAGCCUGGGCAUUUCUAACUGUUCUAGGUCCACCCAGUGAGCCCGCGGGGGUAUACGCCAUCCAGAGCAGCAUCGGGACGUCCUCUCUCCGUCUGUCGUGGACUGUUGGUGCUUCUAAUGGAGAGAACAUCCUCUUUCACACCGUGGAAGCACUGCCUGUAAUGUUAAAUGAGUGGUAUACUGCCGUAGACUAUGUUUCCGACGUCUCGUCAAUCGUUCCGGGUUUGGACAACAAGAAACGGGUUGUUGAAGUUCAUGGACUCAAUCCCGGAUGUGGAUACCGCUUCCGGGUUUACUCGACCAACUCGUUUGGAGUAGGUCCUAGAAGUAGACAAUCCGACGCCUACACUACACGAUAUGGACCUCCAACCCACCCACCCACUCACGUGGGAGGAGGGUACGGGAGUGUGGGUGAUUUAACCAUUACCUGGAUGCCUCUAGAAGAUUAUCAGCUAGGAGGACCUGGUAUUGGAUAUCAUGUAUACUACCGAAGGAAUCUUACAGAUACUUGGACCAACAAGGUUCAACUGACUGGAAAUGUCGGAAAAUAUGUGACUCAAGUAGGGGCGUACAAUUACUACCUGUUGUAUGACGUCAUGAUACAACCAUACAAUGACUUAGGCCAAGGACCAAACUCUAGUGUCAGUACGAUCUACUCUGCAGAAGAAAUUCCAUCUAUUUCAAUCACAAACGUACAAGCUUACCCGUACAACGCCAGUGCUCUGAUGGUAACCUGGGACCCCGUGCCCGACACUCGCGAGGUUAUGAAAGGGAAGCUGCUUGGAUACCAGGUAAACUAUUGGGAGAGAUUCACCGAGGACCCUAUUAUGAACUCCAUCAGCUGGCGCGGGCAAAUGAGUAGCGGUUUAGUGAUUGGUCUGUUGCCAGACACGUGGUACACCGUGAACCUGCAAGCACUGAACAUGGCGGGAAUGAGUCAAAUAAGCGAGACGGACUUUCAGCUAACCUUAAAAAUGGCGCCCCGCAUGUAUCCAACAGAAAUCCACGUAGGAUCUCACGGCUCCCAAAGCGUGUAUGUCACGUGGCGCGGGGUCACUACAGGCAUUGAAGAAGAACCAAUCCAAGGAUACAUUCUACGCUACUGGUUUGACGGUGACGACAUUCGAACCGCGUCCGAUGUGCGUGUGGGCAAGCAGGACCAGGCGGUGAUCUACGGCAUCCAGAAGAACUACCUGUACUGUCUGCGCGUGCUGGGAUUCAGCACGGGAGGGGACGGGACCAUGAGUGAACUUGUCUACUUCACACUGGGUGGACGGAUUGCGGCAGUGGACCAAUCUUUGACCGAGGUCAGGGCCACAGCCAGUCAUCUGACUGUCUGCCACUACACCAUUCUAUCACUAUGCAUAAUACAAGCGAUUUCAAGAUUAACAUAUCAUUAGUAAUCACCU